CGACGAUACAGACGAGAUCCGAGAAAUGGAGGACCGUGAGAUUGAGGUGAAGCUACAAGACCGAGUCCUUCUGGCAGUCUUGGGUGUUGUCGUUUCUUUGCUUCCUCUUGCACUGUUUGAGAAGGCAUACACAAUUGAAGGACUUACAGAAGCAGCUGAUGAGAUUGCGGUGGUUGUGUCUGCAAGUGCUGCCGCAGUCGCGGCUUUGAGCUUUCUAGUUGCAGAAAAGAACUUUGCUGAUGCCGAAAGACGAGUUGCGGCACAAUCCCGGCAGUCAGCCCUGUCGGAGCUCUUUUUCGCUCAGGCACAGGCGGAUUCUGCCAUUUUGGGAGCCAAUACUGCUAUGAGUGCCAGCAGCUUGGGGAUUGCCUCCGUUGCGGCAGAAUUCUCCAAGACGCUUGCUUCUGUCUCAGUGUGGCCUGCUGUGGCUAGCACUUUCUGGUCCACGGUGAGUGCAGUGACUUCCCGCUCUGAAGCAGAUGCCGCGUACCUUGAGCGUGAAGCAGCCAAACGUGCCAUGGCAGGUGUCGAGGCAAAUGUGGACACAAUCGAUGCUGCGGUCAGCGAGUUCAAGGAUCUUCAACGUGAUUUUACACAAGACGACGUCACGGACGAUAUUCGUAGUCAGUUGAAGGCCUUGGACCUAGGAGAAAGACGGGAGUUCCGUGGAUUGUCCAGAGAUCAACGACGCAAAGUCCAUCUGCUUGCCGGAGAACUUGGCAUGCUUUCGCAGUCCUUCACCUCUGCAGGUUCU
Messenger RNA from Cladocopium goreaui, 754 nucleotides. Lineage: Eukaryota; Dinophyceae; Suessiales; Symbiodiniaceae. The record is from the annotation of a GenBank genome assembly.